UAUAUGAACUUGUAACUAAACACUUCAAACUUCAAACAUGGCGUCGAUCUGUUGGUACUUCUUAGACUUCGUCAAGGAUUGCGAUCUUUGCUUCGUGUGACACUAACUCUGAUACGUUGCAUAGUUGUGAAACGGAGGUGCUGUUCUCAUAUGAGACCAGGGAAAGGACCCUCAAACACUUACCAAAGACAGGAAGCUGAAAAAAUGUCUAAAGCACAAAGGUAUCGCACUGACAUGGACAUUCAGGAGCCAGAAGUUUCUGUGCAGCUUGAAAAGAAAAGAGAGACAACACGUACCAUCACACCCUCUGAACGUUCUGUUGAGAAGGGAGGAUAUCGUGAAGGGGCAAGUCAUUCAAAUAAUGUCAGGUACCUUGAUGGUGGAAGUAUGCCCCAUGAUAGCAGGUCAGCUAAUUGGUUCGAUGAUAGCACUUGGAGUAAAGAUCAACUGUACACUAGUUUUGAUCAAUUUUGGCCAGAAAAAAAAAAAGUGAAUUAUCCUAGAAACGAGCAGAGGGGCAAGACCCAGAAAGGUUCUGGCUGGGUUGACAAGAAUGGGAGUUACUUUGGUAAGAAACAGGAACACAAUGAUCAUUUGCAAUCAGAGAAAGGGGUGGAACAGACACAAGGCUUCAACUAUGAACAUCACAGACAAACAAGAGAUCUAGAGCAAUCCAAACCAAGAUGGAAUAACAAUGGCAAUAAAUUAGGAAAGUCAAAGCAGUGCUCUAAGAAGGAUUUGGUAUAUUCUGACUCGGAUGCACACAACAGAAAAAGUAAAUGGAAGACAUUAACAAACCAGUAUAAACAAUUUCGCUUUAACUUCUUAGACCAAGGGACGGAAGAAACUUCUCAGGUUGAUCAAAACCAAUGUAAUAAGUCUCACAGCAGUGAAAAUGGCAAGGAUAGUCCGAGUAACUCUAACUUAUCAGGGCGAAAACGGUCAUCAUCAGUUAGUGACGUGAGGCUUUCCAAGACUCUGCGAGCUGAGAAAUCUGAGAGCAUGAUUACCCAUAAACCUUUCAGUGUGGCCGGCCUCAGCCAGACAAGUGGUGAAAGACCAGAAAAAAGUAAAUGGUCCACAGCAAGAAGAAACAGCACAUGCGAAUCUGACAGUAAUAACCCUAGCAAGGAGUCUUUAGCAGCUACUUUGCCAGAAGGUUUAGUUUCACGUACCAUCCUUGGUGGAACAACCAAAAUAUCAGUUUCUUCAGACAAAGACAGGCAAGAAAAGGCAAAUAAAAACUCACUUGAUUUAACAUUUGAGGUGAGGGCUACUUCAGGGAUAACAAGCGUUCCAUCUAGCUCAGCAGAGGGAGUUUUAGAAAAAGCAGAGAGAGUGUGCAAGGUGCUGAAAGAAAAACGACAUCAAUCAAAACUUCAGGCAUCAGAUAUGAAACAGCACAAAGUAAAGACUAAUACAACCCUUGAUAACUCUGUUCAGAAAUUACACAGGACACAACAUGAGGAUCAGCAUUUAGGAAGAAGUCUUGCUUCCUCUUCACAAUCAGUUUCAUCUUUUGGGUCAAAGAAAAGCUUUGCUUCAUCAACAUUUAACAAUUCAAAUGCCCUUUUAGAUUUUUCUGCAAAGGAAAAGCUUCAGGAAUCAAGGGAUGAAAGCAUUGGUUUAAGAGGGAAUGAAGAUUCAUUUACUAAUCACAUCACACGUAUCAGGAAGACUGUAGAAGCCAGUGUUUUAGCAGAAAGUAAAUUGACUCGAUUUAAUGUUGACAAUGAGCAGCAAAUUCAGCCAGUUCCAGUGUCCACCACAACUUCCUGCUAUACAUUUUCUUCUUCACAGCCAACAUCAUCCACACCUAUAUCCUCUGUAUCCUGUAAACAACAGCAAGUAACAUCCAUUUAUUCCAGCCCUUUGUGUUCAGAAGCACAGAGGAUGACACUGUCUAGCCGCAUGUCCACAUCUCCACAGCUAACACCAUCCAGCCCCUUGUUUCCACAACCACAGCAAACACAACCUAGUCACUCAUCAUCUCCAAGGCCACAGCCAACUGUGUCAACCCCCACCACCACCUGCUCUACAUCCACAGCAUCCAACAAGACACUUGUGCACCAUGGAACAUUUACCAGGGAGGCUUUGGCCAGAAUGGUGAAUGCUCCUUCCACCCGUGCACAGAGAGUGCAAUUAGCCCGUAUUUUGCGUCAACAUGCAAGUAGUGUGCCGAAGCCUCGCUCUGUUCGUCUCGGCAUACAGCUCGAAGGUCUCUACAAUUCCUCUGAUGAGUGUGCCAGCACCAGCAAUCUUUUAGAUGACCUGCCCAGGCUGGAACAGUUGGGCUUGGGAUCCAUCAAGAUAGAGGAUCUCUCUGAUGAUGACAAGCUACUGCUCGCUGAUAUAAUUGAACUUCAAGUGACAGAUGAAGGUGGUGUCAGAGAUAAAGACGGUUUUGUGAUGCCGUCUCCUGUCACAGCAGAAAGAUUGAUUCAAAGUGAGUCAGAAGCUUGUACCAAAGACUCAACUGCUUCUGCAGACAAGUCUAAGCUGCAAUCAUCAUUUACCAGCAGACCUCUUUCACUAAAUGAUUUGCAAGUAGACAGCUCCUCCAGCACUGCUGCAGGUAGACUGUCCAGCCAAGAGAGACUAGAACUCUACCUCCCGGUGCCAUCCAAAAAUAUGAAUAUAGAUAGAGACACUGUGUCUGUCUCUGAGUGCAGUUUGGGUCCAGCAAAAACACCAGUAGGUGUUGAAAAAGUAACAGUUAAUGCAGCCACAUUUUCAGAGGGCAGUGCCAAGUUACCAGUAGUAAAUAAUAAAGGUGAUCAUCAACUGCCUGAUCUCUCUUCAGGGAAAGCUGUUCUUAUGGACUUUUCUAACAGUGAUGCAGAAAACAAUUGCCUUGUGAUCUGCCAGGACCCUCUGGUACAUGGAAAUGAUGCAUCAAGGCAAGAAACAAUCUUAAUGGAGGUGAUGCUGGCAAACCAGAAACAAGACAACAUCAUGGCAGAAAUGCGCAACAUUGACAUGCAACUUUCAGAGCAGUAUAAAUCCCUGAUUGAAAUUGUGGCACAAAUGAGCGUCCUUCAGCGAAGAAGAGUCCAGUUACAAGCUGAAGGAGAGGCUCUCAGCAAACAACGCAAUGCCCUGUUGACAGGUAUUCUUCCCGAUGCAAACACAAGACAUCCUUUGCAUGAAAGCCUUCUGCCUUACCAUAAUACAGCCAACAGAGGUCUAAGGAGACAAGAAGAUUUUGACAGCAUGGCAGGGUCAGAAGAUGAUGCUCUAGCAUUGCAGAUUGCUGCUUCCAGGAGUGUGGCUGCAUCAGACAAUGCACUGAAUGUGCAGGAUUCAGAAUCUUUGUUGCAUUUCUUAACCAGCAAUCACGCUCAGGUAACUUCUGAAACAAAACAACAGCAUGCUUGCUUCAGUGGUAGUAGUACAUUUAAUGCUGGUAGCAGAGAUCCGAGUGGGAAAGACGAAGGACUUGGAAAAGAUUAUCCAUCAUCAGAAAUCAACGAAACUGUAAAGGGUCUGCAGAGAAAAGAGUCUGGUCUGACAUUAAUAGGCUGGGAAAGCUCCACUAUGCGAAAAGGAAGCAAAGGUGAAGACGAGGCUGAGGGCUUAUGUGAAGAAAGUUCCCCUCGUGUUUGCACGAAAAGGUCAAUCAAAGUAGGCAUGUCUGCCUCUACAAGUCUUACACAUCAAGAUGUCAGAUGGGCAGGACAGGAUGAACGCAGGCUUUUAGCAAACAGAAAUGUUGUGCUGGAAACAAACAAAAUGCAUGAAGACCGAGACAAUUGCAAGCAGUUUAAUGCACACUCCCAUUCAAAUUGGUGGAAUGCAGAUUAUCUCCCUUUGCAACAAACUGUAACUGUGUCUCAGAAUAAGGUUAGACCGUUUGCAGAAGUGCCCAAAUCCCCUAGUGUAAAUCUUACCUACAUUGGCAGCACUCCAGGCAUGUCAACAAACCUUGUGCAGAACAUAGUUCGCAGCCUCCCCCUAACAAGUCAGCUUGGGGAAGUCUGCUCCCCAACAUCAAUGAACAUGCUUGUCCUUAAGUCUGCCAAUUCUAUGCAAGAAAGUAGUUCAAGUGAUUCUGAAACUGAUACAAGUGAGACAUCAGAUGCUGAGCCCAUUGGUGACCCUCCCUUGCAAACAAAGCCUUCAUCUCAGCCUAGCUGCCCUAACUUCGCAAGCAACUUGAUCUCAGAAGAGUACAUCCUAACGUCAGGUGUCCAGUCUUCUGCUUUGGAUUCAACUCACACAGACCACUCUAGAGGUUCUGAUCCAGUGAAUGAACUGAAGUCUGACUACAGCAGCACUGAUCAUUUUUCUCAUAGGAAGCAAAUCAAAACCAUGUCAGAAAAGAAUGGUAUGAGUGACUCCCAGUUAAUGGUCACAAAAAAAGAAAGUCACCUAGAAAGAAAAGAAGAAAAGGCACACCUCCGCAAACCAAUGCAUGCGGUGAAGAAAUGCUCAGUGGUUCUUAAAAAACUUAGUGCUGAUGAUCUGGUGAAACAGCUACAUGAGCCCUACAUGACCAAGGUCAAGAUAAGAAAGUCCAGGCGAGAUCGUGACUGUGAUAUAAAGCAUCGCCGCCCUUGUGUAAUAUAUUCAAGUUCUGAAGAAGAGCUGUCCUCGACUGAAUGCCCACCAGCAGGAGAAGCUACCAGCACAGAGCAUACCUUAUUUUCUGAAGAAUGGCAAUCUCCAUCUGGCGCAGAAAUCAACAGUGAAGAGAAUCCAGACUCUGUACAUUUAGCGAGUGCCACAGAAAACAUACCAAUGCCAGAGAACCUCACUAAAGACACCAGUAAACCAGAUGGGAUGACUUCUCUGCUGUUUCCUAUGCUUAAUCCAAACCUACUUCGAUUUAAGCCCAAUAGUCUGGAGACAUUUCGGGCUAAUAUAAAACGAUCGCUAAGAUCAUCAUCUGGAUCUGACAAGGGAGCUGAGGUUUCUGAAGAAAAUGCCCAAAAUUCCAUGGCAUUGCAAAAUGACUCUGAAGUUCUAAAGAUUACUGGUCCCAGCAUUGCUGUGGUGGGACUUAAAGUCUGCAGUCAGCAUGUGUACAUCUGUUUCCAGGAUUAUGGUGUACGAAGCUACUCUCUGGAUGGACAACAAGAGGCAGAGUUUGAAGUACCAUCAGCUCAGUGCUGUGAUGUAGCUUCAGUUGGCAAUAGAUCACAGCACUAUCUAGCUGUAGGUGCUGAAGAAAAGCUGGUCAUCAUCUCCACUAAAGAGCAAAAAGAAGUCUACAGCAGAAAGGCUGAGGCACGCAUCAGAUGCAUGCUUGUCAAGGAUUUGACUCUUUAUGUUGGUCUUAACAGUGGCAGCGUGCUUUUUGUCAACCUUAAGAUCCUGAAGGAGACACGUGAAGUACAAGCCAGUUACAGCCCUGUUCACUGUCUGGCCUGGGCACAAGAGGGAAAUGUGCAUUUGCUAUGUGCUGCAGCUCAGGAUGCCUUCAUCCAUAUCCUUGAUGUUGCUAGUGGUCUACCACUUCGUAUCCUCAAAGGACACACCAAGACAGCUUUCUCCAUCAUUGUGUCUGGUGAAUUGUUGAUCAGCGGUUCUGGGGAUCAGACAGUCAUGGCACAUAAUGUCCAUAAUGGUGAGCUGCUGUGGCUGCUAGAUGAUUACAAAGGUAUGGUGACCAGUGUCUGCGUGGAAAAUGGACUUCUUUUCUGUGCUGGAUAUAACAAAGUCAUUCACUGCUAUGAUCUUAAGACUCGGAAGCUCCUGCAUCAAAUGUAUGGUGCUGGGAAAAGUACUGUCACAAAAAUGAUUGUGCACAACUCAGUGCUGUAUACUGGUAACAGAGAUGGCCAAGUAGAGGCUGUGUGUUUACAAAACAUGGGCAGUUUUCCUUGUGGAUGUGUGUCUUGUACUGUGGUAUUUAGCCUGCGGGAACAUCUGUGGCACCAUCUGGUAGCUGACCAUUUGUUGCCUAAUUCACGUACAACACUUUGCCCUUGGAAAAAUUGUUCUGUCAUCUUCAAUACAAAAUCUGCUCUGCAGAAGGCUGCUGACCAUAUGUGGAACCACAUUAAAGCAGAUGAGCAUUUAGUAGACUUAAAGGCCAUGGUCGGCCUAAGGGAGGGAUGUAAGGAGCACACACAGGACUGUAGACCCUAGUGGUCAUUCUUUGCUGAUUGCAUCCAUCUGGCCUAGCAAGUACCCUGUCCUCCUUCAGCCAAAUCAAAUUCAUUCUUUACUGCCGCAGUGUGAAAGUUUGAACAUUAAGCUUAAGUCCUAGCAAGCAUGUCAUUUGAUAAACAUGUAAAGACCACUUUAAAUAAUCUACAGUUGCAGCAGGUUUCACUGUGAUAUCUGUUAGGUAGCUCUCAGGUUCCCACUUUUAUGGAAUGUUGUGGUUAUUUUCUGAUUUCAACCUAACGUGCUAUUAAUUUUGGUCUAAUGAGGUUAAAUUGCAAAAAAUCAUGUUUUAAGCCUCAUUUUGUGUUUGUUACUGACUGUACAAUCUGCUUUUAUUUUUAAAAAAUCAGUGAUCAAUUUAAUACAACUUUAUUGAUUGCCAUGGGCAAUUCAAGAUAGUGCUCAUACUAGCAAUAAUAUAUAUACAUAUAUAUGAUAUAAAGAGAUAAUAUACAUGUACAAUUAGAAAUAGUGUCUCUCUCACACAUACAUUCCUAACAACAGUAGAUACAGUUGAUGACCUCAGGCUAUUACAAGAUCACGGCCAGUAGAGUUAUCAAGUGAAUGGCACGUGGAAUGAUUGAGUUGCAAUGACAAUUGGUUUUGCCUACCUACACCCAGACCGUAAGAGUCAAAACUCAUAUACCAAAACAUGAUCAGAAAUAGAGAGGAUGUGUGAUGCCUUCCUGAGGAUUUGCUAAUGACAAAAUCCCUCUGCCUGGUUCUGGUGAUCUUAGAACAGAUAUUAACAAGGACAACAGGACUGUUCGAGUUCCCUAGGGAAAGGCUUUGGAAUCAAGAGAUGAAAUAAAAAGUGAUGAGACUUUCAAUGAAGGACUGAUAGAACCGAGUGAGGAUGACAGACGUGACAGAAAAAGAUCUUAGGAGUUUCCAUACAGACGUUGUUGGCUCUUACGGAGGAUCAUGUGAGUGUUGAUGUCCCUGGAUAUUUGUAAGAGUCGACUACCUCAAUGGCAUCGUCAUGGAUAAUACUGAUGACUGCCUCAGGCCUGUUCGUCCGGAAGUCGAAAAUCACAAGACAAGAAAAUGUUUGUCACACCAGCGAACAAAGUCAGGAAGAGCGUCACUGCGAUCAUGUUCACUAUCAUACAAAAGAGACAGCUAAACAGUGUCAUCAACAAAUUUUACAAGAAAGCCCCUAUCCGUAGUGUUUUAAUAACAGUAUGAAGAGUAGUGGAGACAAGCAGCAACAAGUGAGGUCCCACAGUGUUAAAAGCAGAAGAAAAAUCAGCGAAGAGAAGCCUGGCAUGAGCUUUGGGUUUCUCCGGAUGUUUGUACAGAGUAUUAAGUAUAAACAGCUUAGCAUCAUCAAUACCUCUUUCAGCUCUAUAGGCACGUGGCAUCUGUUUACAGGGCUGACUGCUUGCCGUAAUAUAGCCUUAGUUGCUGACACGGCGUAAAACACCAAUUCCCCCCCCCUCCAGCUCUAUAGGCAAACUGCAGCGGGUCAAGAUGUGAAUCAACAGCAGUCAUAACCUCACUCCUUAUAAUUUUCUCAAGUGAUUUCAUGAUGAUUGAUGUAAGACCUACUGGUCUGAAGUCGUUGGGUUGACUGGGCCUAGUGAUUUUAGGGACAGGGAAAGCUGCCCUGAGGUCGCCACUACUGAACUCAACUUUAUCUUUAUAUCUUUUCUUUGCUUCCCUAAUGGCAUCAGGCCAAGAUUUGAAUAUAAUAAAGGAAUACUCAUUCAUACAAAUUAAUGCAUUCACAAUGGCUUCAAACAGCAAUAUAAGGUCAUAAAUCCAUGAGACAGGCACGAAACCAAAGCACACUCUAGAAAUUAUUGUGUUGGAAUAUGUCUUGAAACAAUAUCGACGGCAUAUUGAUCAUUCCCAUUUAGAGGGUGUAAUUAGAACCUAUGUCUUCAUCUGAAUCUUACCGCGACCUUUUUGGUGGGGUUAAUUGUUGCAGAGUAAAUAGCCAGCACACCUAUUUGAAAAAAAGAAACAAAUUAAAACAUAAUAACUUUCACUCAUCCUUCAGAACAAUAGUUUCUGUCCUGUUUGAUCAUAAGAUGUUCCAUACUUGCUUUACGUCAGUCAGCCUGCUCUGCUAAGCCCGCCUAGACCAUUCUAGCAAAGAUACCUUUGAUUCUAGCAGGUGUGUGAGCGAGUGUGACUGAAGCAAGGCGUGAUACCUGGAAUGUUUGUGUUGUAGAGAGCAUGUGUGACUAGGAGAUGCAGGACAUUUCCAGAUACCUUUGUAGACUGUGUUUCGCCGAUUGGCCAGCGUGUAUGAAAGCGAAAACUGUCGUAUAAAACCGUAAAUAAAGUUCUUCGUUUGAAAUGUC
Messenger RNA from Pomacea canaliculata, 8426 nucleotides. RefSeq lists its product as uncharacterized. NCBI's taxonomy places the organism in Eukaryota, Metazoa, Mollusca, Gastropoda, Architaenioglossa, Ampullariidae. Gene Ontology annotation, molecular function: RNA binding; SH3 domain binding. The transcript is spliced from 15 exons. The coding region runs from base 151 to 6093 and encodes 1980 amino acids. Gene Ontology annotation, cellular component: cytosol; membrane. The record is from RefSeq and is a predicted model, not a curated record.